Molecule: messenger RNA, 1935 nt
Organism: Cornus florida
Lineage: Eukaryota; Viridiplantae; Streptophyta; Magnoliopsida; Cornales; Cornaceae
Product: subtilisin-like protease SBT3
Exons: 2
Coding region: 1-1935 (644 amino acids)
Biological process (GO): proteolysis
Molecular function (GO): serine-type endopeptidase activity
Source: RefSeq, a predicted model, not a curated record
AUGGGACUUGUUUCUAAAGUUCAUCUUCUCCACUUUAUCUUCCUUGCAUGGUUUCUUUCUACUUCUCAUGCUAGCUCAAAAGUAGUGGAGAGAUUCACCUACAUUGUCCACAUGGACAAGUCCUAUAUGCCCAAGGCCUUUGCUAGCCAUCACCAUUGGUACACCUCCAUUGUUGAUUCCACAAACCCUGUAACAUCAAAUGACCAUCAAUCCACCCCAAAGCUCAUCUAUACUUACGAUAAUGGUUUCCAUGGUUUCAGUGGAGUGUUCUCUCAAGAUGAGCAAAAAACCCUAAAAAAAUCUACAGGUUUUGUCUCAACUUAUUCUGGCAAGAUUAUGACUCUUGACACCAUUCACACCUUCGAGUUCCUCUCCCUUAAUACUAUUAUCGGACUAUGGCUAACUUCGGAUUACUGUAAAGAAGUCAUCGUUGGUGUCAUUGAUACCGCCUUGUGGACAGAAAGCUGGAGCUUCAAUGACAAUGGAAUGACCAAAGUGCCUAAAAAAUGGAAGGGGGAGUGCCAAAAAGGUCAAUAUUUUAAUUCCUCGUUAUGUAACUCGAAGCUCAUUAAAGUUAAAUACUUCAAUAAGGGUGUCAUAGAAGCUAAUCCGAACAUUACCAUUAGUAUGAACUCGGCGAGGGACACUGCCGGUCACGGGACACACACUUCCUCCACAACUGCCGGAAACUAUGUCGAAGGUCCAUCCUACUUUUGCUAUGGUUCUAGGACUACAAGAGGGGUCGCGCAACGUGGUAGGGUGGCCAUGUAUAAGGUCAUCUGGUACGAAGGGCGCUACGCCUCAGAUAUUCUAGUAGGUAUGGACCACGCGGUGGCUGAUGGCGUGGACGUGAUAUCGAUUUUAAUUGGUUUUGAUACUAUCCCUUCAUAUGAGGACCCUAUUGCCAUAGCUUCAUUUGCAGCUAUAGAAAAGGGGGUUCUUUUGUCUUCUUCAAUAAGAAAUGAUGGCCCUUCUUUUGCUUACUUACAUAAUGGGAUCCUAUGGGUCUUGAGUGUAGCUACUGGCUCAAUUGAUCGUUCUUUUGGCAGGACUGUGACUCUUGGUAAUGGGUUAACUAUUACUAGAUGGACCAUGUUCCCUACAAGGGCCUUGGUUAAUAACCUCCCACUCAUUUAUAAUAAGAAUUUGUCACAUUGCAAUUCAACUACUUUAUUGUUUGAAGCUCCUUAUGGCAUCCUCAUAUGUGAUGACACUCUUUCUCUCUUCACCCAAUCGACGCAUCUAACUAUGUCAACCGUGGCUUCAGCCAUCUUUAUCUCCAAUAAUCUACUAUUUGCCAGGCGGGAACGUUUUAGUUAUCCUGAAGUUGUGAUUGGCUCGAAAGAUGCAGAGGAAGUGAUCAACUAUGCCAAAAGGGCUAAGAAGACUACGGCAACCAUGAAGUUCCAAGAAACCAUUUUGGGGACAAAGCCUGCACCUAUUGUUGCUCCCUACACUUUAAGUGGUCCUGCACCAUGCUAUCCAAGAAUCCUAAAGCCAGAUUUAAUGGCACCUGGGUCACGAGUCUUAGCUGCUUGGCCUCCCAAUCAAUAUGCAGCCACUAUUGGUUUCAAUAAAGUUUUGGUUAGUGAUUACUUAUUUCUCUUUGGACCAUCAAUGGCAUGUCCUCAUGCUUUUGGCGUGGUUGCGCUCCUAAAAGAAACGCAUCCAGAAUGGAGUCAGGCUGCUAUAAGGUCCGCCAUGAUGACUGAUCUUAUGAUAGCUCAUUACAAGAAAAACUUGCGCAAGUAUUCUUCUCUAUUUCCAAUGAUCAUCAUGGAAAUCCUUAAAAAGAAGAAGAAUGUGCAGAUUCCUCCAAAGGCUUACCAUAAGCCUAUCAUGAUUGAAUUGGAUUCUUGUACUUUGAACAAGUCAAAGACUGCUCGGGAGAAUACUAGGAAAGCCAGGAAAACUGUUGAUGAGGGGUCGUCAUAG